Dinoponera quadriceps is the source of this 2804-nucleotide messenger RNA. Its product is annotated as protein phosphatase 1 regulatory subunit 42-like. NCBI's taxonomy places the organism in Eukaryota, Metazoa, Arthropoda, Insecta, Hymenoptera, Formicidae. The transcript is spliced from 6 exons. The record is from RefSeq and is a predicted model, not a curated record. Gene Ontology annotation, molecular function: protein binding. The coding region runs from base 1 to 1077 and encodes 358 amino acids.
AUGGUGAAAUUAACGACGGAUGUCAUCGAGAGGAAGUGUUCUCAAAUAUUGACCGCCAAAUCGCUCAGUAAGACGAUGAAGAAGGAGGAACUGGGGAGAUUGACGCAUUUGUAUAUGAACGAUAUGUUUAUCAGCAGUAUCGGCAGCCUCGACGUUUGCAAAAGCUUGAAAGUGGUGUAUCUUCAGAGCAACAAUAUAUCGAAAAUCAAGAACCUGCAUCCCGCUCGCAACCUGACGCAUUUGUAUUUGCAACACAAUGUGAUCACGAAGAUGGAGAACUUGGAGUCACUGGAAAAUCUCGAGAAGCUCUAUCUAGGGUACAAUAACAUCGUCGUGGUGGAGGGUCUGGAGAACCUGAGGCAAUUGCGUGAGCUGCAUAUCGAGAGUCAAAGGAUACCGCCCGGUGAAUCGUUGUGCUUCGAGCCACGUAGUGCUUUUGCUUUAUCUAUGUGCUUAAAAGUCCUCGAUAUUUCGGACAACAAGAUGACAUCCUUAAGGGAUCUAACGAGCUUUCACGAAUUGAACAAGCUGAAGGCGAAAGAUAAUCUCUUCGAUAACAUAGACGACCUGACCACGGCGAUAAGCACGCUGACCUCUUUGAAGGACUUGUUCUUGCAGGGCAAUCCUGUCGUACAGUCCUACAGGUACAGGGAAAAUCUGAUCGCCAACAGCGUCUCGUUAGUUAAUCUGGACGGGAAAAUUGUAACCGACACUUGUCGGCGGUUCAUGACGAGAUUCAAGAUGGAGAAGCACCAUCGACGCACGAGGAGGACAACCAAGACACCGUUGGGAGACGACAUAACGAGUUCUCUGAACUUGCCACCAGCCUUCAAGAGGUCCAUUUCACGGGCGAUUUUUCAGCAUCCCGGGCCGCAAUUGUCCAUAAAGAUCGCACCCGAAUCGAUGGGCAAUCAACUGCAAGUGUUCCCACCGUGGAAAUCAGCGUCCGGCAUCAGAAGCGUCAAGGAUAAUCACGUGACACCGAGGCCGUUCUGGAGCAACGUACCUAAAAACAAGGAGACCCGAUUAACGCGCUCUCUCGUCAACAAUAAAACGAUCGCGUUGCCGCCCAUCUGAUGUCUCUUACCGUGAUUUCGUCCCGUGGAAAACGAAAGUGUCCCCCGUGGUGGGAGAGAAGUACGUUCAAUUGAGGAAUGAUACGCAACAGGCAGAGAUUUGAGUUACGAUAUACCAUUUUUAUAGAACUUUCUAGCGAUAAGGCUACAUUUGCAUUACUUUCGUAUUAUCCUACUUAAGAAUAGUUUCGCAAACGUAAGUAAAAUUAACUGCGGUGUAUGUAUAUUGAAUAAAAUUGUGAUAGUUACAGGCGGAGAUGUCAGUGUAGUAAAUCCGCGGUACAAAAAUCUCAGACGCAGUAAAAGUAUGAAUGAUCUUGCGUAAAUAGAUGUGUGUGGGUAUGUGUAUGUUUGUGUGUAUGCGUGAGUGAAAUAGAGCAAGAGAGAAGUUAGGUAACUCUAUAUAUUUUAUAUUAUAUAUAUGAUAAUACUUCUCUAAUAAAAACUGAACAACAGAAAUAUUAAAAUAUAAACUUAUGAGCUAUAUUUGUACGCUGCUUGAAGACCUGUACAUCGUAAACUUGCAUUUCGAAUGGCUGUGGACUGAUUUGCUAAAAUCCCACUUGGGGAGGGCGGGAUCGUGUUCUCUUGAAAACUCAACGUUAGAAUUGCACCCUUUAGUUUUACCGAUUUUAAAUUGCGUAAGCAUACGCGUAUUCUUCAAGCAGUCUCGUAACGUAAAGGUAUAAUGGUCUUAAAGAAGACGGAAUAAAUAACAAAAAAAUGAUACAUAUGACAUAUGAUAGUAAUCAUAAGUAUGGAAUGUUAGGUACAAUACAAACAUAAACGUUUUUCAUCAGCUUACAGAUAUGAGAAAAAUAUAAAUCAGAGUGCAUAUGCAGCUUAUACCGAGAUGUCACUCACUCAUACGAUCUCCCGACUGAUUUGUAUAUGUAAAAAAUGGAUGAUCGUUUUACUAGCAACGAUUAGGAAUCGUGUGAAAUCAUAUAGCAUCCCUUUGAACGCGUCCAGAGGUAUGAUCUUACGCUAGAAAGUAAUUGUUGUAAGAUGUAAUAAACUCAUAUAUAUUUUGUGGCACACAGGCAACCCACCACUCGGCGAUAUAUAUAUAACAGAGCAAGCGGCCAUUUUACAAAGUCAUUAUAAAACUUUCUACGUAAACGGGGCUGUGAUUAUCCUUUGUUCAAUAAAGCAAAGCACACAAGAUUAACGUAAGAUUAGCAUUUAAAAAUAAAAUAUGGAUAUAUCUUAAAUAAAAUGAUAUAAUAAACAACAUCUUAUUUGUAAACAUAGAAUAAAUAUUUUCUGCAAUCUGUAAACGCUAAUAAUAAAACAAAAGUAAUUGGGCAAGAGUACAAACUCGGAAAUAAAAAUCAUCUCUCCAAAUUAUACGAUUAAAAAUAUCGGAGAAAAGACCGUGCGGAAUAAUUUGCGUUUCAUAUAAAAAUGUAUAAAUGUAUAAAAAGUAAAAAAAUACGCAAGAAACUCCUCAUUUAGAAGCUUAAAUGCUGUAUAUAUUUCUUCCUUCUUUUUUUACGUUUUUUUAAUCGAAGUGUAUCUGUGCAAUGUAUUAACAGACGAAAUCUAAAAUACAUAUUAUUGGUUAUUGUUAAAAAAAAAAAAAAAAAAUAAAUGACACGUUAAAGAACAAAGGUAUAAGCAAGCCUUGUAGAAUGCGGUGUACACUCGUAUGCUAAUCUUUUUGUUUAGUCACUUGUACAAAUUAAACAAAGCUGCAGUAUUGAAAUAUAUCCGUUCCUUUUCUCA